UAAAAAUGGCCGCCGCCAAGCUUACCGCAUGCGUUUUGCGUAGAACACUGUAGUUGUGCGCAGCAGGACCGUUUAGUCGUUCCGUUAAUGAUUUGUUGAAUAUCACCGGCUGAAUUAACAUUUACCUGAACUAAUGUAAAGGUGGUAUACAUCUCGUCAUCAUCCGUUUACAGCAGCCCCCGUCAUGAGUCGCAUCGUAAAGGUCUUCAAGACCUUACGAAAUCACUGGAAAAAGUCCACUUUCGCCGCUUGUUUGUUGACUUACGGAGGAUGGUACCUCAACGAAAGGCACAAGACCACCCUCAUGAUGAGAGCUCUUUGCCAUCGGGCAAAGGAUUACGGUGACAAGCCCCUUCCUUCAGGAGCUAAGCCCAGACACGUCACUGUUAUCAUAAACCCGACGUCCAAAGAUGGGAAAGGAAAAAUUCUUUAUGAAAAGUAUGCUGCCCCACUCUUCCAUCUUGCUGGUAUACGCGUCAGCUGCUUUCAGACAGAGUAUGAAGGCCAAGCCAAAAGUUUGAUGGAAGUGCUGGACAACACUGAUGCAGUGGUCAUAGCUGGUGGAGAUGGCACACUACAUGAGGCAAUCACUGGUCUCAUGUCACGGGAUGACUUUGCAGUGGCGUGCAAGCGAUUUCCGGUGGGCAUCAUCCCAGCGGGCAAGACCAACUCACUUGCCAAGCUGUUGUUCUGGGAGCCAGGCAUCACUGAAGCCAGGUGGAUUGCACUGUCUGCAAUGGCUGUUGUCUCAGAACAGCUCUCAAAGAUGGAUGUCAUAAAAGCGGAGCUUCAAAGCGAAGAAGGCGAGGAAAAGGAAGUGAAGACUGUGUACUCCCUCGGACAAAUGGAGGAAGGCGCGUAUCACAACCUGCUCACCACGAUACCCAAGUAUUGGUACUUUGGUCCACUAAAGGCAAGAGCUGCAUUGUUCUUUGGAGCCCUCAAGGGUGUUCCAGAGACAACUGUCGCUAGACUUUCCUACUGCGAACCGUGCAGUGGUUGCUCACGGUGUUUCAACCAAAAUGCACUGGGCGAGGUACAGCCACCCCCUAGACGUCACUGGUGGUCUUCGCUAAUCCACAGAGCGGCUCCACAGAACGAGUCUCAGGUUGACUACAGCAAGCUCAUCAACGAGGACUGUGGGUCUUGGCAGGAAGAGGUCACAGAGCACAGCCAGCUCGAUGUUUCAGCAAACGCACAAAAGGAUCUUCAUGCACUGCAGUUGAAGGCCAGUACCACCACUCUCUGGAAGGUACCAACUGUUCUCUGAAUGCCUCCAAAGGCAUUUAGGCAGUACAAGUGAAGUACAUAUCACCCCAACACCAAAUCUUGGCUCGUGAAGCCAUUGUGGACUACUCCAGUGGGUCACAGCAUGGCAGUCCAGAGAGCAAGAAGACAGUGUGCAUAGACUCUGUUGAGUACAAGGCGGAUCGUGUGCACCUGAAACUUGUUCCUAGUAUUUUGAAUGUGUACCGACACAUAAAUAGCUAACAGAGGGGGCAUAUUG
Molecule: messenger RNA, 1507 nt
Organism: Rhipicephalus sanguineus (brown dog tick)
Lineage: Eukaryota; Metazoa; Arthropoda; Arachnida; Ixodida; Ixodidae
Gene: Mulk
Product: acylglycerol kinase, mitochondrial
Exons: 15
Coding region: 185-1270 (361 amino acids)
Biological process (GO): ceramide biosynthetic process; protein insertion into mitochondrial inner membrane
Cellular component (GO): TIM22 mitochondrial import inner membrane insertion complex; mitochondrion
Molecular function (GO): ATP-dependent diacylglycerol kinase activity; ceramide kinase activity; acylglycerol kinase activity
Source: RefSeq, a predicted model, not a curated record